This is a messenger RNA of Engraulis encrasicolus (European anchovy), 4139 nucleotides long. Its product is annotated as NACHT, LRR and PYD domains-containing protein 3-like. The transcript is spliced from 19 exons. The coding region runs from base 251 to 4069 and encodes 1272 amino acids. Gene Ontology annotation, biological process: intracellular signal transduction. NCBI's taxonomy places the organism in Eukaryota, Metazoa, Chordata, Actinopteri, Clupeiformes, Engraulidae. Gene Ontology annotation, molecular function: protein binding. The record is from RefSeq and is a predicted model, not a curated record.
AACAAAGAUCUCCGUCUGCGGCAGACAGGCAGUGCGGCAGCUGCAUGAAAGAAACUUUUCUAUCGCAAUUCACAUGCGUUAGAGUGAGUCCUCCGCAGUGACCGUUUUCUGCGCACCACCUCGAGGUUCGUCCAUUUGAAAAGUAGUGUUGCCACACGUCCAGGUUUUUCCUGGAUUGUCCCGGUUUUUAUGGAAAUGAGGUGAGGUGCUGCCAUCUGGUGGAGGAAAGGGUCAGUACAGGCUCCUCAGGAUGAGUUCCCCUGGCAACCAGGAGUCCCAGAUGGGACAGGAACCAGAGGGUCAAUCAGCAGAAUCUAACAGAGACUCUGGUGUGCCCAGAUCUUCAUCCGUGACGAGUGAUCGCUCUAAAGAUGAGCCCCCUCACAUGGCAGCAGAGAGAAGAGCUCCAUCUGUGAGGAGUGACCGGUCUAAAGAUGACCCCCCUCGCAUGGCAGUAGAUGAGGAAAGAGACACUGGUGUGUCCAGUGCUGCAUCCGUGAGGAGUGAUCGGUCUAAAGAUGACCCCCCUCGCAUGGCAGUAGAAGAGGAACUAUCACUAGACUCUGGUGUGUCCAGAGCUCCAUCCAUGAGGAGUGAUCGGUCUAAAGAUGACCCCCCUAGCAUGGCAGAAGAGAGAAGAGACACUGGUGUGUCCAGAGCUCCAUCCGUGAGGAGUGAUCGGUCUAAAGAUGACCCCCCUCGCAUGGCAGCAGAAGAGGAACGAGACUCUGGUGUGUCCAGAGCUCCAUCCAUGAGGAGUGAUCGGUCUAAAGAUGACCCCCCUCGCAUGGCAGAAGAGAGAAGGUGGGCAGUAGAAACAUCAACACACACCCUGGCUCACAUUGCAAGACUUGAUGAGUCGAACUUAGGUUGCCUGAAUGACCUGAAAAGAAAUCUCAAGAACAAGUACCAGAAUGUGUUGGAAGGAAUAGCCAAACAUGGAAGCUCUGUUCUGCUAGACAAUAUCUACACAGAUCUCUACAUCACUGAGGGGGGAAGGGGAAAAGUAAAUGAAGAGCAUGAAGUCAGACAGAUUGAAUUAAAGUCCAAGAGUCUAGCUGGGCAGGACAAACCAAUCAAAUGUGCAGACAUCUUUAAACCCUCUCCUGAUCAGGACAAACCAAACAGAAGAGUUCUCACAAAGGGGGUGGCUGGCAUUGGCAAAACUAUCUCUGUGCACAAGUACAUCCUGGAUUGGGCUGAGGGAAAUGACAACCAAGAGAUCAAGUUCAUCUUCCCACUGUGCUUUAGGGAGCUCAACCUCAUGAGACACAAGAUGUUCUCUUUGAUGGAUCUUCUUUACUGCUUCUUUCCAGAGCUUAAACAGCUAACCAUUGACAUCCAGCAUAAAUUCAAAGUGUUGUUUGUCUUUGAUGGUCUGGAUGAGUGUCGACUCCAACUAAACUUUCAGACAACUGAAAGUUUGAGUGACAUAAAAGUUGUCCAAUCAAUGGAUGUACUCUUGACUAAUCUCAUCAAGGGUAAUCUGUUCCCCUCUGCUCUCAUCUGGAUAACCUCUCGACCAGCGGCAGCCAGUCAAAUUCCUCCUGAGCAUGUUGACCUGGUGACAGAAGUGCAAGGCUUCAAUGACUUCCAAAAGGAAGAGUACUUCAGGAAGAGGAUCAAGGAUGAUAGUCUUGCAAGAAGAAUCAUUUCCCACAUUAAGUCAACAAGGAGCCUCCACAUUAUGUGCUACAUGCCUGUAUUCUGUUGGAUUGCUGCUACUGUUCUUGAGAUGAUUUGUCUCUUAGGACACACGCAGAUUCCAAAGACUUUGACAGAAAUGUACACAUAUUUCCUUAUUUUUCAAACCAGACAGAAAAAUACUAAAUAUGACAAUGUGCCUGACCCUGCGCCCCAAUGGAACCAUAAGCUGAUCCUAAAUCUGGGAAAGCUAGCCUACAAACAGUUAGAGAAAGGAAAUCUGAUAUUCUACGAAGAGGACCUCAGGGACUGUGGCAUUGAUGUCAAAGAUGCAACAGUGUACUCAGGUGUAUGCACCCAGAUCUUCCGAGAAGAAUCAGGGAUCUUUCAUGGGACAGUGUUCUCCUUUGUGCAUCUCAGCAUCCAGGAGUAUCUCGCUGCUCUGUAUGCAUUUCUGAAGAUGGCAUUUAGAAGGAAAGACAUACUAUCAACAGUCCCUCAAAAGGCAGACUCCAUGAUCAUCUUGCAUAAGAGUGCCGUGGACAAAGCUUUUGCUUAUGAAGAUGGGCGCUUUGACCUCUUCCUCCGUUUCCUGCUUGGCCUUUCUCUGGAGUCAAACCAGUCUCUCCUGCAUGGUCUGAUCAAUAGAGGACAGAUGGGCAUUAUGGAGAAGAUGAGGGCAGCUCUUGGCCAAGCUGGCCAUCAAGGCCAACUGAAGAAAUGGCAGAUGGACAAUGACAAAACAAUCAGGUACAUUAAGGAGAAGAUAUUGGAUGUUUCCUCAUCUGAUAGAAUGAUCAACCUCUUCCACUGCUUGAAUGAACUCAAUGACCACUCCUUAGUGGAGGAGAUCCAGAGCUACCUGGGUGCAGAGACACUUUCUGAAGCAAAGCUCUCACACGGCCAGUGGUCAGCUCUAGUGUUUGUGCUGCUGACAUCAGACCAGAAUCUGGACGUGUUUGACUUGAAGAAGUACGUCAGAUCUGAUGAAGCUCUCCUGAGGUUGGCGCCAGUAGUAGAGGAAUCCCACACAACUCUGGUUGAUAGCUGUGGGCUCACUGCACAGAGCUGCUCAACACUAGCCUCCGUGCUCUGCAAGCAAUCAUCAAAUCUCAGAAAACUGGAUCUCAGUGGCAACUGCAUUGGAGAUGCUGGGAUCAAGAAACUGUGUAGUGGCCUGAAGAAUCUGAAUUGUUCACUGGAGACCCUGAAACUGUCAGACUGCAGCAUAAAAGGAAAGGGAUAUGCUGCUCUGGCCACAGCUCUCAAAUCAAACCCUUCACACCUGGAGGAGCUGGACCUGAGAGGAAAUGACCCUCGACAUGCUGAACUGAAGCUCCUCACUGAUUUACUGCAGGAUCCUGCCUGUAAACUCAAGAGUCUGAGGGUGUUGGGCAGUGAUACAGCAGAUGAAGCCCUGGUGUAUCUGACUGCAGUUCUGGGUGGAAACCCCUUACUGCUGACAGAGCUGGACCUGAGAGGGAAGAUACCAGGAGACUCAGGAGUGAAGCAGUUCUGUGCUCUACUGGAGGAUUCACAAUACAGAGUGGAAAAACUGAGGCUUGGUAACUGCAGUAUAACGGGUGAGGGCUGUGCUGCUCUGAUUUCUACACUGACAUCAAACCCAUCACACCUGAAAGAGCUACAUUUGAAUGAUAAUGUAAUUGGAGACUCUGGUUUGAAGCAGAUCUGUACUCUACUCAGGAAUCCAGAUUGUAAACUACAAAGACUGGGACUUAAGAGCUGCAGUAUAACAGAAGAGGGCUGUGCUGCUCUGACCUCAGCUCUGACAUCAAACCCCUCACGUCUGGUACAGAUGGAUCUGGAUAAUAAUAAACUAGGAGACUCUGGUGUGAAGCAGAUCUCUAAUCUCCUCAAGAAUCCAGACUGUAAACUACAGACACUAGGCUUGUCAGGCUGUGGUGUAACAGAAGAAGGAUAUGCUGCUCUGGCCUCAGCUCUCAAAUCAAACCCCUCAUACCUGGAGGAGCUGGACCUGAGAGGAAACGACCCUGGAGACUCUGGAGUGGAGCUUCUUAUGUCAGCAGUGACCAAUCAGAAGUGCAAACUCAGGUUGUUGUCUGAUGAAGCAGAGAGAGCCUGUGAGUACCUGACUUCAGUUCUGGGUGGAAACCCCUUACUCCUGACAAAACUGCACCUGAAUGGGAAGAUACCAGGAGACUCAGGAGUGAAGCAGUUCUGUCCUCUACUGAAGGAUUCACACUGCAGAGUCAAGACACUCAGGCUUGAUGGCUGCAGUAUAACAGCAGAGGGCUGUGCUGCGCUGGUCUCAGCUCUAUCAUCAAACCCAUCACACCUGACAUGGCUGGGUCUGGGUGAUAAUAAACUACUAGGAGACUCUGGUGUGCAGCAGAUCUCUACUCUACUCAGGAAUCCAGACUGUAAACUACAGAAACUGCGGUGAGUAAAGAGAUGAAGAGUGUGUGAUGCAGCACACUAAACAGACCAACACUAUCACCAUGGAAACAUUCAGA